AUGGAAAUUAAAGAGGAAGAUGAAUCUGAUUUAAGAGAAUAUGAUCGUGAUGACUCUUCGCCUACAAUGGAAGAAAAGCCUGGACUGAAACCUGACUGUAAGACUGAAAUAUACACAUCACCAGCCUUGACCCACAAAGAAGAAGAGUAUUCACUAUUGGAAAUUAAACAGGAGGAAACAUUCUCUGAUUUGAGAGAAUAUGGUCACCAUGACUCUACUCCUACAGGAGAAGUUCAAAGGAUCCAUUCUAGCAAAAGGAGUACAGAGGAAAAAAGAAAGAAUGUCAUCAGACAUCAGCAAUCGAACGCAAGGAAGAAACAACAUGAAUGCUCCCAGUGUUCCAAAACUUUUCCUGCACCUUCUGCUCUUGCAAUUCAUCAACGAACACACACAGGAGAAAAGCCCCAUCAAUGUCCUCAGUGUGGGAAAGCCUUUAGUCACAAGGGUAAUCUCAAGAAACACCUGAGGAUCCACACUGGAGAAAAGCCUUAUCAGUGUAAUACAUGUGGAAAGGGUUUCAAAAGUAGCAGUGAACUUACAAUCCACCAGAUGAUACAUACUGGAGAAAAGCCACAUCUGUGUUCUCAGUGUGGAAAGGCCUUAAGUCAAAAGGGUGAUCUCAAGAGACACCAGAGGAUACAUUCUGGAGAAAGGCCACAUCAUUGUUCUCAGUGUGGAAAAACGUUUAUUAAAAUGAGUCAUCUCAAAACACACCAGAGGAUCCACACUGGAGAAAAGCCAUAUCAUUGUUCUCAGUGUGGAAAGACUUAUAGUCAAAUGUAUCAUCUCAAGAGACACCAGCAGAUCCACACUGGGGAAAAGCCACAUCAUUGUUCUCAGUGUGGAAAGACUUAUAGUCAAAUGUUUCAUCUCAAGAGACACCAGAGGAUCCACACUGGAGAAAAGCCUUAUCAGUGUUCUCAGUGUGGAAAGGCCUUUAGUCAAAAGGGUGACCUCAAGAAACACCAGAGGAUCCAUACUGGGGAAAAGUCAUAUCAGUGUUCUCAGUGUGGAAAGACCUUUAAUGAUAUGGGUACUCUCAAAAGACACCAGAGGAUCCACACUGGAGAAAAGCCAUAUCAGUGUUCUCAGUGUGGAAAGACCUUUAGUCAAAAGAGUUCUCUCAAGACACACCAGAGGAUCCACACUGGAGAAAAGCCACAUCAGUGUUCUCAGUGUGGAAAGACCUUUAGUCAAAAGAGUUCUCUUUUGAGAACACCAGAGGAUCCACACUGGAGUCAUGUAUUGCCAUUCAUCUUGCUUGGAUAA
This is a messenger RNA of Clupea harengus (Atlantic herring), 1269 nucleotides long. RefSeq names its product zinc finger protein OZF-like. NCBI's taxonomy places the organism in Eukaryota, Metazoa, Chordata, Actinopteri, Clupeiformes, Clupeidae. The record is from RefSeq and is a predicted model, not a curated record.